AUGAUGUUCAAAUCGGCAGUCUUUUUACUGGCAGCUUUGUCCGCCCCCAGCACUACCUGUGCCUUUACGACUACCAGCCCAAGCAACAGGUUCAGUCGCUCGUCUUUGGCGGUAUCUCUACAGAGUCAAGAUGACAGCAGUAGCCACAAGCAACAGGGUAGCAAUCCAUGGGCAUCCUUGGCCGUGGCGGGGACCAUUUUUGCCACCACGCUCGCUGGUUCCGUGGCAGUUCCACCUCCUGCCAAUGCCGAUGUGUAUCUGUCCACCGGAGCCAUCAUUAUCAAUACAUCGGCCAAACAGGGCGACUCGCUCCUCAAGGCCGAAGUCGACGUGAAGGAUCUGUUUGGUUCGUUGAUCAAGAAUCGCAAAGCACUCAAGGAAUCGGUGGGACGCGUGGCGGCGGUCGUCAAGGAAGAAUUGGCGUCUCCCGUGUGGACGGAACUAGGCAAGGAAGUCCUUCAAAUUGAAGGCGAUGUCACUCCGGAAAUUACACUGAGUCCACCCCGGGACGUUCAACAAACCGUGAGUGAUAUUUCCAAGGGGCGACUCAAUUUCAUUGUCAAUGGAGAAAUCAUCAAUUUGUCCGUCGACAAGACGUCGUCGCAAGGAGAAGAUGAAAUUGUCAUUCGCGCCAAGGGAGUACGAGGUGUCGGACUACCACAGUUUAAUGAACCCGCCGUCACACAAGUCCGUACGCGAUUGCAAGAUCAAAUCGAGGGCGUUUAUGAUUUCUGGUAUUCGCCCUUGGCGCUACCAGACGCCAUUAAGGAAUCGUUGCCGGAAGGAGUCGUUAUUGAUAAUGGAAGUGCCUUGGUGGGAGGAACCGUGGUGGGUCUGGGUAGUGUCUACGGACUUUCCUAUGGUUACUACCUGAAUCAACAAGCAGAAGCCGCCAAAAAGGCAGAAGCCCAACGUCAAAAGGUCGCGGAACGAAAGGCGGCAGCAGCAGCAGCGGCCGCUAAAAAAGCAGCAGAGGAAGCAGAGGAGAGCAGCUAA
This is a messenger RNA of Seminavis robusta, 996 nucleotides long. The record is from the annotation of a GenBank genome assembly. NCBI's taxonomy places the organism in Eukaryota, Bacillariophyta, Bacillariophyceae, Naviculales, Naviculaceae.